ACAAGGAGUACGAGUAAAACGCGAAGUUAGACAAGAGGCUGUUCAUUUGAGAAAUAGAAGAGCUAUGACCACUAAAUUCACAGUGCGAGAAGGCGAGUACGUUGAUGUGGAUUUAGUCCGAGAAUUGGAUCUCCCUUCAAAUGGAAAAUCAUACACGUUCAUGUGGUCCCCUGCAGAUGGGGAGUUGCGAGUGGAGGCGAAUACUGGCAAACUGGUCUCAACUGUCCCGAUGGACUAUGAGAAGCAGAGACACCAUUGGGUGAUGUUGCAGGUGUUCGAAAACGACAAGGAUUACGAUGUACAAAAAGAAAUCAAGUCUGUGAACUUGACAGUGCAAGUGGAGGACACGAAUGACUCCCCUCCCUCUAUCCUCAACCCCCUCCCUCUCAGGGCCAGUGCAUACCCAGUGGACAAUCUGUCAGUGGGGGACACAGUGUACACUCUGCUGUUGAAUGACCCAGACUCAGUUGGGAGUAAGAGGAGACAGUGGACUCUGACCACUACUACCUCCACUAAUAAACAGACGUCAUUAGGGUCCGCGUGUAGCCAUAGUCCCUGUACUUAUGCUAUGGAAUACUUCGAAUUUGGUGUGACUCUCUCUUCUGCAGCCGGAAACGGAAAAGCCGGCGGAUUCUUCUAUCCGAACUCACGUGACCCAGCCAAGAUAGAAAAGGUGCCCAUAGUUGUAAGAAAAACACCCAUACCUCCGAAUGCUGAGUUCAUCUUCCCGAUUAGAAUCGUUGACGAGGUCGGCAACUUUGUUGAGUCGACUAUCUCGAUUCUCUCGGCUCCUCGACCUCCACAGUUCCAGCAGACAAGCUACAAAUUUGAGAUUCCAGAAGCGACCCCUGUCAAUACAAAGAUCGGUGCUAUCAAAGCAGUCUCCUUCUCAGACGCCACCAUAGCCUACUCUAUGCAAGUGCUGGCAGGCAGCAACUCCAUGUUCAAAAUAGACAGCUACCAGGGCAUCCUCACUCUCAAACAGACUCUUGACUUCGACAUAGCCGCAGAUGAUCCCUCCUCCAGGGAGUUUAAGUUGCAAGUGACUGCAAGUGAGAGCAAGAUUGGGGGAUUUGCCUCGUCGGUCAUCGUGGAGGUGAUGGUAACAGACAGCAACGACUGUGCGCCUUCGUUCGAUAAGCCAGUCUACAUUGUGCCCGAACUGUCCGAAAUUGCACCCAUCGGCCAAACUAUCCUAACAGCUAGAGCUACUGAUUGUGACACUACGUGGCCAAACAACCAAAUCACCAUCUACUCCACCGACCCCAGAUUCUUUUUCGACAACGCCACUUCCACUCUCAAAGUUGCAUCCAAACUAGACUUCGAAGACACGAAUCAAAAUCAGUUUGAAUUCACGCUCGUUGCUCGAGACGGGGGACGACCCCCGUUGACUGGAACUGCACAUGUGAAGAUAAAACUCGUGAACAAAGCUGACGAGCCGCCGGUUUUCGUGAAUACCGAUGCGGACGGUGGGUAUUCAGAACGCGUUUCCGAGUCAAUAACUGAUGAAACAAUUGUCGCGAAGGUUGAUGCGGUUGACCCGGACGGUCUAGCAGAUAAAAUUCGAUUCUAUUUUGAAGAAUCGACCUUUGAUAACCCGUUUUAUAUCAACGAGGAAACCGGAAUUGUAAAGAAAAAAUCAGGAUCUGCUCUUAGCCAAUCAAAAUACAAGCUGAGAAUCAGAGCUGUGGAUGACGUCACAGCUGCGAGAGGUGACGAGAAGAAAGAGGCGUUUGCUCCUCUAACUAUUGAAAUUAACGAGGAGAAUAAUCAUAAGCCCAUGUUCAAAAAUUGUGAUGGAGUUAGACAGGUGAGCGAGUCAGCUCAAGUGGGUAGUGUCGUUUUCGAAGUGGAGGCCAUAGAUGAGGACAGUGGCAGGUAUGGUCAGGUGAAGUAUGGACUAGUGGCACUUUUGGCCAGCUCCAACUCAGAGCCAGAGUUCCAGAUCAGACAAAAGAGAGCGGAGGACCAGAACCAAAAAAGCAAAGUGAGAAUGAUCGGAGAAGUGAUCCUGCUUCGAAAGGUAUCAAGAGAUGACGGGGACUUCCGAACACUCACCAUCAAUGCCACCGAUACCUACUCCCCCCAAGACGACACUUUGCUUCCCAUGAACUUAAAUGUCGGAGUCUGCACAAUCACUGUCCAAAUAAUCGACGCCAACGAUAAAAAACCAAUCUUCGCGAGUUCCAAUUACGAAGUGGAUAUACCGAGUGUGAAAAAAGUAGGCGAACCGAUCAUUCGGGUAGUUGCAUACGACAACGAUUUGAACGAAAACGGCGAAGUUUUCUACACUCUAGUAGACCCGAGACGAAGCGGAAAUUUCCAGAUUGAUCGCAUUACCGGUGAUAUUUCAGUUAACAGUCGUAAACUCGCCGAUAUUCGAAUAGACACUAAGUUUGAUUUAAUUGUAACGGCGACGGAUCGAGGACAACCACCUCGAAGCACUAAUACUUCUGUCGUGAUCAAAGUUUUGGCUAACUCUGACAUUAAGCCCCCGAGAUUUACAAUUUCGGAUACGAAUAUCUCGGUGUCUGAGAAUCACCCUAUAGGAACAGCCAGGGGAAAAGAAAUUGGGUUGUUCCAGGCAAGAGCAGAUAAUUUUGAGACUGUGUUGAUUACUUUGCAAACGGGAACUACACUCGAGACGAAUAGUGACAAGACGUUUGCAAUUCCUGCAACUGCCGAUGAUCAGAGUAAACUGUAUGUGGUUAAGCCGAUCGACUACGAGAAAAUAAAAAGCUACUACUUGACUGUGAAAGCAGCCUUGGCCUCCAACCAGAACAUCUACACUCUCUUACACGUGACGAUAGAAGUGGGAGACAAGAAUGACGAAGUGCCCGAGUUCGUCACCCCAGACGAGACCUUCUACGGGUCUGUGAAGGAGGACGACUCACCCGGCACUUACGUGGCCACUGUCAGGGCAGAAGACAAGGAUUUGGGACUAGGAGGGGAGGUUUCAUACUCGAUCCCCUCAAGCAGCUCCUCCAGUGCCUCCUACUUUGCAAUCGAUGAAGUCUCGGGAAUUGUCACUCUGCAGAAAUCUCUACGCACCAUGGAUCCUCCUAGGAGCUCCAUCCAUCUCAACGUCCAGGCCAAAGACCAGGCGCCCAGCUCCAAUCCAGGCACACAGGGACCCAAUGUGAACAGUGUGUAUGUGGCUAUUACGAUCAUAGAUGUGAACGAUCAUCCGCCGAAGUUCGAUCAGGAUGUCUACUAUGUGAAUGUGAAGGAGACGACGCCUAUAGGGGAGGUGCUGAAAACUGUCACUGCAACUGACGAGGACAACGUUCUGGACCAGAUAAUCACGUACCGCAUUGAGCGUGGCAACAUCGGUGGGGCUUUUGAAAUCAACCACGACUCCGGUGUCAUCAAACUAGUGCGACCUCUGGACUACGAUUUCGGACAGCAGUCGUACAACUUAACAGUUCUGGCGAGUGAUGGCAAACUGUCUGGCCGUGCCUAUGUACAGGUCAAUGUGAUUGAUGAGAAUGAUGAGGCGCCUAAGUUUGAUAUGGAUCUCUAUGUGGCGGAAGCGGUGGAGAACUCGCCGAUUGGAACCGUCAUUAUCAAGGUGCAAGCGGUGGACCAGGAUCUGUACUUGAACCCCCCUGGGGAGGUGAGAUAUAGAUUGGAGGGGGAUGGGGCCAAUGAUCAGUUUUCAAUCAACGAGGUCACAGGAGUUGUCAAGAUCAGGAAGAAUUUGGACAGAGAGGAAAGGCCGGUUUGGAACCUCCUUGUCUUUGCCGAGGACAUCUCGCCCAAUGUUGUGCCAAACUCAGACCAAUUAGCUUCUGCCGAACUGUCCAUAGAAGUUCGCGAUGUCAACGACAAUGCACCUUACUUCAUACUACCCGACAAGCGAGGCACCAUUCCCGAGAACCGACCGGCGCCUUCUCUUGUAAUGACGAUGCCUGCUAAAGACGCGGACGAAAACAGCGUGAUCACAUACGAGUUAAUCGACGGUCCUUUAGACUUAUUCGAGAUCGAUCCGGAAACUUCCGAAAUUCGAACCCUACAAGAACUGGAUCGCGAGGGCGACAGAGGAUUCCAGUUUGAACUUCUGGUCCAGGCUAAAGAUGAAGACGGAGCGAUUGCAACUGGAGUAGCUUUUAUCGAAGUUUCGGACGUCAACGACAACCCACCGUUUUGCGAACGAGAAUCAUACACGAUUUCGGUAUCUGAAGGCGCCAUUAGUGGCCAAUCUGUUUUUAUUUUCAACGUUGAAGACAAAGAUUCAAAUGCUGUCAAUGGUAUGAACAAAGUAACGAUAAGUGAAGGGAAUAUCAACACUGUGUUUGAUGUGACUAACCCAUCUUCGGGAGGUGUUGUCAACUUGCUGAUAUCUAGUUUAGAGGAGCGAGGAAUCAUCGAUUAUGAAAGUGACCGCAAAACAUACAACCUCACAAUUGAUGUAUGGGACGACACCUUCAGCAAUAUCCCAGCCAAGUGCAAAAUCGACGUCACAGUUUUGGACUACAACGACAACGCUCCUAUUUUCGAUCCCUCGACGGUUCCGGCCGUUGAAGUUGACGAAGACGUCGCAGUUGGAUACGUAAUAGCAACGGUCCACGCGACAGAUCGAGAUGAAGAUGGACAACAAGAUAUCCGAUUUGAAGUCGACUGGGAAACGGACGUCCAUGACUGGUUUAAAGUCGAACCCGACUUGAACAACCCGAGAGUGGGUAAAGUUAUGGUGAAAAACCCGCUCGACCGAGAAAUGGUCACGAUCGAGGAUCGAACUGCAGUUUAUAGUUUUAAUGUGCUGGCAAUCGACAGGCCGAGUAAUAUUGAAUUUCCCAGACUUCAGGGCUCAAUCGGAAUUGUCGUGACUAUUCGUGAUGUAAAUGACAAUGCUCCAGUUUGGGCUGAAAAUUACAAACCGGAAAUUAGGGAAAACGAAGGUCCAGGUACAUGGGUCCAGAUUCUGGAAGCGAUUGAUUUCGAUAAUGACAAUGAUGGGAACGGGGAGCCAAUAAGCAUUGAAUGGGCGGAUCCAGACACUGUCAAUCCGGAUUUUGAGCUGGAGAAGUUUCCAGGGACCAAUAUGGCGAAGCUGAGAAAUAAACGUCCAUUUGAUCGUGAAAAGACGCCUUCUUUCCUGCUUGAAUUUGAGCUGUGUGACAGUCCUAGUGCCAAUCCCCAGAUGUGUGCCAUCAGACCUCUGGUCGUGUCUGUCCUGGAUGAAAAUGAGUUCCCGCCCUCAGAUGGAAACACAUACAUACACGCAUACGUAUGGCCAGAACUGGGCAACACAGUUGACAUCUCGACUGGUAUCCUCAACCGGGAGAUUGGUGACGUCAUGGUCACAGACCCGGACUGCUGCAACAGAACUACUCAGUCCUACGAAAUGAUCACCACAGACAAACAACUGCGCCAGUACUUCUCACUGUCUAAAAACUUUGUCACUCUAUCCCAGGGAACACCUCCCGGAAGGUACUUCCUGAAAGUUAGGGUGACGGACUCCCUGUUUCCGAGUGCGGUUGCAAUUAGUAGUAUCGAAGUUUACGUGGAACUGCUGGAGCAUGACGCCAUGGACAACGCACUCGCUCUCAGAAUUAAAGGUAUGUCGUCGCGAGAGUUUGUAACAAAACCGAAAAUCAACGAAAAAAGCACCAAAGACAAAUUCUCAGAAGAAGCGGCCAAACUUUUAAAAACACAGGCACGCUACGUAGAGAUCUUCAGCGUCAACGAUGUUCCUGUUUCAAACUUACCGGUCUACCCUCAGAUAUUUGAGCCCCCCACUAUUGACAUUGUGUUCGCGGCACAUGGGUCACCCUACUACCAGCAGUCGAAGAUGUAUGGAAUCAUGGCUGAGAACAAACAAGAGGUGGCGCGAGAGAUCCAGUUUGAAGACGGUGUCGUCGAAUUAGUCCUGGAAGACAUCCCUUUGAACCUCUGCGGACCCGGUGUCUGCUCCGACCAAAUUGAUGAGUCAUGUGCCACAAUGCUAACCUUCGCCAAUAAACCAGUUCCAGUUCUGGGCCAGUCGAACGCCUUUGUUGGAAUCGAUGUUGGAGUCGAGCCACAGUGCGGAGUGUGUGAGGCACUUCAGAUGAUUACUCUUCCGGACGGGUUCAGACCAGAGGCACAUCCGGAUCCCUGUUUCGCAGAUCCCUGUCAGAAUGGCGGCCAGUGCAAACCAGUGGUGACAAAAGUGGUGGCAAAUCAGGCCUACUAUUCGUACAGAUGCACGUGCAGUCCAGCCUACAGUGGUCCCAACUGUGAACUUGACACUUUGACCUUCAACGGAGACGGGUUCUCCUGGUUCGAUUCUAUCCCGCUCUGCGCAGAAACCACAAUCUCUCUCCAGUUCUCAACCAUUGAGGAAGAUGGACUCUUAUUCUACAACGGACCAAUCACAGAUGAUACCAGCAAACCCGACUUCAUUGCUCUCGUCUUGUUCGGAGGCGCGCUGAAGCUCAUCUCGGAUUUCGGAAACGGAGUGCAAGUAGCUCAAUUGUCCAAAGAUCCCUCCCAUCCUCUCAAUGAUGGCAACUGGCACACUGUUGACAUUAUGAUUGAGAAAGAUCUCAUCAAAAUGGAAGUAGACAUGUGCAAGAAUUCCUUCAUCAAGGAGGAGUCCUCGACGUCUUCUCAAGAUUACUACACCUGUUUCCUGGUGCAAUACCUCAAGGGAAGGAGCCUGGACCUGAAUGCGCCUCUGCAAGUUGGAGGAGUCUCCGAUCCGGAUGUUCUGGAAUCAAGUGUGAUUGACACUGGGUUCGAUGGUUGUGUGCGUGAGUUCCUGAUCAAUGGCAAGAUAGUAGAUUUCAGUGAUCCAGCCAAGACUGAAAACACGAGAGAGAGUUGUGAGGACCAGGAGGAGUUCUGCAUAGACGAGACAGGCAGACCUAGGUGUGGACAGCAUGGCAAGUGUGUGGCCUCCAUGUUCAAGUUCCUCUACUGCGACUGCCAUCCGAGAUACGAGGGAACCACCUGUCUAAUUAAGUCCCCCGAGUACACUUUUGGUCCAAGUGACUCUCUCAUCCGCUACUCUGUCGACCCGAAGGGACCCGCCGCCAGCACCCUCCUCAACGCCCGCAACACCGAAAUCACCCUGUCCUUCCGCUCCACCGCCAAAGACGUCUCUGAGAUGAUACUCCUCGGGUUCCACGACUCAAAUGACGCAGGGUUCAUCCGCAUCUACAUCGCGAAGAGUAUUUUGUCUUUGAAGCAUAAUUUAGGAGGAAGGGGAGAAGAGAUUUUGCAGCUGGAGAGCAGAAAUGUGACUGAUGGUCAGUGGCAUUCGGUGAGAGUUAUGAGAGACGGAAAGAGGUUUAAGAUGUUCCUGGAUGGAGGUGGUGAACGUGGCACGAUGGUCUACUCAUCCGAGGGCACCCUUCGUCUCCUUCAAAUAGACCCAGAGUCCAUCAUGAUUGGAGGAUACAUCUCCGAAACCAGUGGCGAAUAUGACGUCACGUCUAAUUUCCAGGGAUGCAUCUCUGACGUCAGAUUCAACAGGAUCCAACUCCCACUCGGAUACUCCUCAACUUUGGCUGGAGUGUCGGUGGCUAACAGGACUGGGAUUACGGAAGGAUGUAAUCCAGAUCCCUGCGGAUCUCCAGGAGUGACAUGCCCUGGAAGUCUGAUCUGUGUUCCAGUGUUUGAUCAAGCUCAUUGCGCAUGUCCCGUUGGUACUCGACUGAAUGACUUCGACCAGUGUGUGGACAUACUAGAGUGUGAUCUAUACAAACCCUGUGUUCACGCAAUAGAAUGCAGAGACGUGUUUGGAUCGUACGAGUGUGAGUGUGAGAAUGACUGGAGCGGCAGGAACUGCGACGAGGCUGGACCCGCUGCUCUGGUAGCCACUGCCACUCUCUCCCUCGCGGCCAUCAUAGUCAUCCUAUGUGCCAUCAUAUUCCUCCUUUUGAUUCUGAUGUUGUUCUGCUACUGCCGUGCGGGCAAAAAAGCGAAAGCAUUCACGGCCGACGAUCUGGAUUUCCACGAUCAGAACAUGGGUAAAAAAGUAGUCGAGGGUGGAGGCGAAGACGACGCAGACUUCGUUCUAGACCAACUCCGAAAACCUGUCAAUCACGUGCCAUCCUUAACCCCUCCCCCUUUCCAUGCAUCUCAUACUAUAAUACCGAACGGAAAGUCCCCCUCUGUCAACCACUCGACCACGAACCUGUCAGGGGGUCCCAAAGUGAACCCCCGCUACAUCGCUUCAAGUCCGGUUCCCCAUCGAGGCACCCCGACUCCGGGACACAAUGAAGACGUCGGCAGAUACCUAAAAGCCAAGACUCACGAGCUGGACCGUCACGCUGCCAAUAUGGGGGGACAUGAUACUCUUAUGGUCUACCACUAUGAGGGCGGCGAUAGUGAUCGGGGGGAUGUUAGUGAUGUAAUGUCCCAAGCUUCGGAACCCAAUUAUGAACCCUUUCACAAAAUGGGCCCGCCUUUUCACAAAAUGGCCAACAUGUUCGCACCCAAUGGACAAACUUCCCCUCCCCCUCCCGCCCGCAACAACCCUAACACGCCCUCUCAUGCAGUGUGAUCAAAUUAACACACGCAAUCUUGCCAAAAUAAAUCUGCGAUGGGAAAGAAAACUGAGAAACUGUUUGAAAAUCGUGCAAUAGCUACUAAAAAAGACCGAAUAUUGUGAAAUUCUGGCAGCUUCAGCUGGAAAAUCAAAACUUUCAGUUAUUUCAUCAAUUUCCCCUCAAGCAACAGUGCAGUUUUCAAGUUUAUACUGCUUUUCACUUAAAUGUGUUUUUUACGCACUAAUACCACUAAUGUCUUGGCUUUUUUUUUAGCCCAAGGUGCUAGCCACUGGCUUAACUUAUUUCAAAACUAAAGUGAUAAAUUUUGAAUGUGCCUUGAGUUCUUAAUUCAUUUAUA
Symsagittifera roscoffensis is the source of this 8838-nucleotide messenger RNA. Its product is annotated as neural-cadherin-like. Gene Ontology annotation, cellular component: adherens junction; plasma membrane; catenin complex. NCBI's taxonomy places the organism in Eukaryota, Metazoa, Xenacoelomorpha, Acoela, Convolutidae. The transcript has 31 exons. Gene Ontology annotation, biological process: homophilic cell-cell adhesion; adherens junction organization; multicellular organism development. The record is from RefSeq and is a predicted model, not a curated record. Gene Ontology annotation, molecular function: calcium ion binding; cadherin binding. Bases 65 to 8494 code for a protein of 2809 amino acids.